AUGAGACAAACAAGAACUUUGCACCGCACAAGUGCACAGAGAAAAAACUGCAAAGACAUAAUGAAGAGAAAACAACUAAAUUGUAUUGUUUUCUGAACUAUGAAUUACUGUACUGUUUGGAUAAAGAGAACUGUGGAUUGCUCUUGCCUGAAAUGAACACCAGCACGUGUGACAGAAAACCGGUCACAUUAUGGAUCCAGCAGAAAAACUUGAGUGACUCACCCAAGGGUCUUCUUCAGUGGAGGAUUACUCUGGAUUACUGAGGAUUACUGGAGCUUGACCUUUCAAGUGAUCUGGGAUGAGGGAAUCCUCAGGACCAUGUUCUGGUUGGGACUGAAUGAACCUGUGAGGCAUAUGGUCCCUUUGGACUCUGACGGUCUGCCCUUGGUGACUUCAUUACUAACAUCAUUAUGGCUGAUCUUCUGCUAUCUACUCCAGUGGCCAACCCCGUGGAUUCCACGGCUCCUUCCUCCAGGCCUUCCACGGCUCCUUCCUCCAGGCCUUCCACGGCUCCUUCCUCUAGGCCUUCCACGGCCUUGCCCUCCAGGCCUCCUACAGCCAACAAACCAAUGCCCACGCCUGCCAUGGCCAACUUGACUGCGUUGCAAGCCUCGUCCGUCCCCGAGCCAGAGAUGCAAGCCUUGUCUGUCCCGAGCCAGCUUUCAUGCCUGCUCCAGCCCUAGACGAAUUUUGCAGGCCAUUAUGGCUCCAGUGGUCUCCGAGCUCCCUUCAGUGGAGACAACUUCUUCCCAGCCUAGGUGAUCCUGGAGACUUCCUUCAUCGAGACUCAAAUGGCUCCACCCUUCGAGCCUCUCACAGCUCCACCUUCAGAGUCUCCCAUAGUUGUGCUUAAGGUCAUCUGGAAGCGGAAGAGAAGAAGGGCUCCUACUCCCCAGUCACUUCCAGUGUUAAUGGCCACAGAGGCCGUUCCCCUAUCACUGCCUGUAUCCACAACCACAGAGGUAAUUUCCAUAUCACUGCCCAUGCUCACGACCACUGAGUUUGUUACCCUAUCACUGUCCAUACUCACAACCAUGGAGGUCUUUUCCCUAUCACUACCUAUGUCCAUGACCACAGAGGUUGUUCCCGGAUCACUGCCCAUGCUCACGACCACGGAUGUCAUUACCCUGUCACUGCCAGUACUCUCAGCCACGGAGGCCAUUUCCCAGAGACUGCUCCAGCGGCUCCGCCUCCUCCUCCAGAGACUCCUCCUACAGCUGUCCCGUUCACAACCCCAGAGACUCCUCCAACAGUGGUCCCAUCUGCUCCUCCUGUGAUUCCUCUUCUAGUGUUAUGUUAGCUCCUCCUGUGAUUCCUCUUCCAUCGUCUCCGCAUGCUCCUUUUGAGACUUAUCCUCCAGUGGCUCUGCCCGCUUCUCCUGAGACUCCUCCAGGGACUAAUUGCUUGCUCCUCCUGUGGCUCUGCCUGUUUCAGCUUCGGCUCUGCCUCCUGAGACUCAACUCCCUGAACCAACUGUGGCUCCACCCUCUGACCCCGUCCUGGCUAUGUGGACACAUCCCAGGCCUCCUGACUCAGUCCAGGGGCCAAGCACACGAACAACAUGCAAGGAAGUAUCACUGGACAUCAAUGAUUAUGACUUUAAGAAAACCACCAUAAAAAUAUAGGAAUAAUUGCUAAUAUUACCACAAUUAAUUAUAACUUUUGACCAAAAACACUCCAAUCCAUGCACGAAGCAGGCUUGUAGUUCCCGCAUUGCUUCAUUGGUCGAAGUCUUUACAGUCCUUGCUACUGGUUUGGUUGAUUUUAAUUUCUGCCUGUAGGUUGAAAGAAGAUGAACCAGACAGUGAUCAGAGAGUCCCAAAGCUGCCUCAAAAAUCACUUGUCUGGGAUAUGCUGUCGAAUGUUCAGCAGUUCAUCCCUGGUAAAACUGACAGGAAAAAUAUUUCUAAACACAGGACAAACAAACUAAAAUAACAAAAGAACUGAAGAGCUACACACCGAGGUGUCUAUCUGUGGCGCCACCUUGCAAUGGCUGACAUAAGAAAAUUGGGCAGCAUUUGAAUUUGUUAGGAGUCUUAAAAGACCAGUCUCAUGAUUUUAGGCCAAAGAAUUCAAAAGUUUUAAGCAAAAAAUUCUGACCACUAGAUGGCGCUGUGUCGAAACUGUGCUGACCCACACUGUUUGAAACACAAUGACUCCUAGCAGUUAAAAAAAAGUUUUAAUUUUAAGAGAAUCAAAGUUUUUGCCUUAAACAUGCAGGCACUGUUUAUACCUUUCUUACCUCAAAAGAGAAAUCAAUAGAAAAAGGAAAAGAGUAAGGUGUAAUACCCAUGUAUUACACAGUCAGUCACGGCAACAUACCAUAAUCAUGUGAUUUUAACAAUGUCAGUCCAGUAUCUGAUUGAGAGUUUUGAUUAAAGAUGGAUCUCAGACAUCUUUUAUAGGUUUUAUAGUUGUUUUACCUGUUUUUAUAUUUUGCCAUUUAAAACAGUUAUAGAAGCUGGUAUGACAUUAAAAACAAACUAAACUUUUAUCAAAGAGACCUUUUAUCUGUCUAUUAACCAUCAGAGGGAAUGAUCCUCUUUCUUUAGACAAAUACAAAACAUUUUACCCUUUAUUCUUAUGUGAUUUGGGACAGGCCCGUAUAUAAAAUAUGUCAGAUCACUGACCUUUAGAGCAAAAACCUGCUAUUUUCAAACUUGUAUUGUGUCACAACAAGAUCCAAACACAAGUAUCUGACAAGGGGCAGACUGGCCAUAGGGAGCGCUGGGCAUUUUUCCGGUGGGCUGCUGAGUAAUUUGGGCCAGCCCAUUGCUGUGCAAAUACUGGCCCAUCCGAAGAUAUAUGCGGAGCGCCCUGGGCUCCAAUAUGUCAGUGCAUGUUUGACCCCAUUACAGAGUGAAUAUUAAAAAUAAACAUUGUAUGGUAAAGCCAAUACAACAGCCUUUGUUUUGGAAAAGUAAUACAUUUACUUUUAUUUUGAAAUUACUGGCAUGUCACAAUGAAUUUCUGUGUGUGCUCUCUGUACCUCGCGUGGACCAAAUUAUUUGACAAAUAAAUCACAAUAAUGGUGACAACAAAUGACAACAAAUUAUGUAUAAGAUGAGCUCUGAAUAAUCACAAAAUGUCUGUAACUGCAAAAUGCAGCUUUUAAUCAAAAAAUAGGGUAAACAAAGUAACUCAAAUUAUAAAGAAACAAACACAAGGAACAAGGCACAGAGCAUAACGGAACAUAUGCAAAGACUGUCAAAGAAACCAGGGGAAACAAGGGAAUGAGGAACACCUAGGGAAAUAAUCAGGGUAAGCCAAUCAUAAAAUUAAACUACAAAGGACUACAAAACUAACACAGGAAACAGGAACUAAGCAUCAAGAAUUUAAACAGGGUAUAUGUGACAGGGUCAGGAGGCCCGGGAGGCGGUUACAGGGCAGGGACAGGUUCAGGAGGCCCGGGAGGCAGCCACAGGACAGGGACUGGGUUAGGAGGCCCGGCAGGCAGCCACAGGGCAGGGACUUGUUCAGGAGGCCCGGGAGGCAGACACAGGACAGGGACUGGGUCAGAAGCCCCGGGAGGCAGACACAGGACAGGGACUGGGUCAGAAGGCCCGGGAGGCAGACACAGGACAGGGACUGGGUCAGGCAGUGGAGCCGCUGGAAGAGGGGUGGCCAGAGCUGCUGUAAGAGGAGGCUCUAGGAGAGUGGACGGAUCUGCUGGAAGAGUCGUCUCUGGGAGAGCGGAUGGAGUCGUGGAAGACUCUGAUGGCAAAGUCCUAGAAGACUCUGAGGGUGGGGUCACCGUAGUCAGGAGCACUGGCAGUGACUAGGAAAUGACCUCUGUGGUCGUGAGCACAGGCAGUGACAGGGGAGUAGGUGUCCUUCUUCUCUUCCACUUGCAAACGGUCAUGAGCACAGCAGUGGGCAGCUCGGAAGGCAGAGCCGUGGGAGGCUCGAUGAAGGAUGGCAGAGCCAUGGGAGGCUUGAGGGUCGGACUUAUGGUGCCCCCCUCCAAAAAACUGAUUUUAAGUGUCAAUCAGUAUAGUUCAAUGGGCACGCAACACCCCAAAAGUGAGCACAGUAAUCCAUAAGAGGAAGGUCGGCUCGAGACAGUUAAAAAAAUCAGCUGCUAGAUCCAUAUAGGCACAGAGCAUAACAGAACACAUGCAAAGACUGGCAAAGAAACCAGGGGAAAUAAGGGCUUAAAAACACAAGGGAAAACAAGGGAAUGAGGAACACCUGGGGAAACAAUCAGGAAAAAAGGAGCUCCCAGACCCUUCUGGGAUGCAGAAACUGGGUCAUCUACAGUAUCCACCCACAUAUCACAGCAGGAAACAUCCUUGAACCCAAAUUCAUAGAACGAUCGAACCAAACAAUGGAUCCAGCGGUUCUCCGGGCAAACUGCCGCCUCCUGGACCUGAAGCAAGGAAGCCGCCCGGUGGAGGAUCACAUUAGGAACUUCCUGGACCUAGCGAGCGCCACCGACUUUCCUGACUCCUCUCUGGUGGUGUUCUUCCAGGCUAGCCUGACCGGUUCGCUCCAGGAGCGGUUGCCGCCGGAGACGUGUGGCUGGACGCUCUGCGAGUUCAUGGAGGAGACACUCCUGGCAUGCGGCUCGCUGUUUACUGUGGGUGUGGUUGAGGAUCCUGCCUCUUCUCCCACGGCGGUGACCCUCCAGUCGUCCUUGGCUCGUCCUCGUCCACCUGCCCCACCGGUCAGCGAGCUCGCCCCCACGCCUGUCGUCGUCCAUGAGCCAGCACGGUCGACUUCGUCCGCCCGGAGGAGAAAAGAAGACGGGCUUCCGCCUCCCGGCCCACGCCUGCCCCGGUCUGCGAGCCAAAGCCCACGCCUGCCCCGGUGUGCGAGCCAGUGCCCACGCCUGUCACUGUGAGCGAGCCCACGCCUGUCACGGUGAGCGAGCCUGAGCCCACGCCAGCCACGGUCAGCGAGCCUGAGCCCACUCCAGCCACGGUCAGCAAGCCUGUGCCCACUCCAGCCACGGCCAGCGAGCCUGAGGCCACGCCAACCACAAACAGCGUUCCAGGGUUGUCAGCCUCAUCCGCCCGGAGGAAGAGGAGAAGGGGAAGGGUUUCUGCUCUCCAGCCUCCGUCUACUGCAGCUCCGUCCCCAGAACCCCCUGUGGCUUGGCCCCCAGCGUCCAGCUAACCCAAGCUCAGCGCAUACCACGGUCAACCAGCAAAUGCCGAUAGCCCCAAACGUCAAUGAGCCAGUGCCUGUAGCCUCGGAUGUCCGUGAGCCAGCGCCUGUAGCCUCGACAGUCCAAGAGCCAGUGCCAGAAGCCCUGACCGUCCAAGAGCCAGCGCCAGUAGCCCUGACCGUCCAAGAGCCAGUGCCAGUAGCCAUGACCGUCCAAGAGCCAGUGCCAGUAGCCAUGACCGUCCAAGAUCCAGCGCCAGUAGCCAUGACCUUCCAAGAGCCAGCGCCAGCAGCCAUGACCGUCCCAGAGCCAGCGCCAGCAGCCAUGACCGUCCCAGAGCCAGCGCCAGCAGCCAUGACCGUUCAAGAGCCAAGGCCUCCCAAGCUUUCCAGAGCUCCACCUUCCGAACCUCCCGAGCUUUCCAGAGCUCCGCCUUCCGAGCUUUCCAGAGCUCCGCCUUCCGAGCUUCCUAGAGCUCCUCCUCCCGAGCCUCCCAGGGCUCCGCCUCUCAAGUCUCUUGAGCCUCCCAGGGCUUCACCUCUCAAGUCUUCCAGGGCUCCUCCUUUCGAGCCUUCCAGGGCUCCGCCUCUCAAGUCUCCCGAGCCUCCCAGGGCUCCUCUCGAGCCUCCCAGGGCUCCGCCUCUCAAGCCUCUCGAGCCUUCUAGGGCUCCGCCCCUCAAGUCUCUCGAGCCUCCCAGGGCUCCACCCCCAAGCCUCUCGAGCCUUCCAGGGCUCCGGCUCUCAAGUCUCCCGAGCCACGCAGGGCUCCUCCUCCCAAGCCACCUAGGGCUCCGCAUCCCAGGGCUCCAUCUCUCAAGUCUCUCGAGUCUGCCAGGGCUCCUCCUCCCGAGAUACCCAGGGCUCCGCCUCUUGAGCCUCCCUCUGCUCUGCCUCCUGAGCCUCCCACGGCUCCGCCCCCUGAGGCCUCUGAGCCUCCAGAGCCUCCCUCAGCUCCGCCUCCAGAGCCUCCCUCAGCUGAGCCUCCCUCGGCUCCGCCUCCUGAGCCUCCCUCAGCUCCACCUCCCGAGCCUCCUAUGGCUCCGCCCCCAGAGCCCUCUGAGCCUCCUACGGCUCCGCCUCCAGAGCCUCCUACGGCUCUGCCUCCCGAACCUCCUACGGCUCUGCCCCCCGAGCCUCCGACGGCUCCGCCCUCAGAGCCCCCUGAGCCUCCUACGGCUCUGCCCCCAGAAACUCCAGAGCCUUCCAGGUCUCAGCCCCUAAAGUCUCCUACGCCGCCACCCACAGAGCCUCCUGAGCCUCCUACGGAUCCGCCUCCUGAGCCUCCUGUGGAUCCGCCUCCAGAGCCUCCUACGGCUCUGCCUCUCGAGCCUCCUACGGCUCUGCCUCUCGAGCCUCCUAUGGCUCAGCCCCUAAAGCCUCCUACGGCGCCGCCUACCGCGGCUCCGCCUCCCGAGCCUCCCUCGGCUCCGCCUCAGAGGUCCUCCUUGGCUCCGCCUCACCAGGCUCCGCCAGCCUCCCCAGUGGCCACUCCUCCUCCCAGGCCCCCUGAACCGGCCCUUGCCCCACGGCCAUCUCCUAGGCCCCCAAAACUGGCCUCUGUCCUUUGGCCACCUCCCAGGCCCCCUGAACCGACCCUUGCCCCGCGGCCAUCUCCUAGGCCCCCAAAACCGGCCUCUGUCCUGUGGCCACCUCCCAGGCCCCCGGAACCGGCCCUUGCCUUGUGGCCAGCCUCUGGGCCACCUAAACCUGUCCCUGCCCGGUCGACACCUCCCAGACCACCUAAACAUGUCCCUGUCCGGUCGAUACCUCCCUGGCCUCCUAAACCUUUCCCUUUGUGCCCCCGGGGACUGCCUAAUUGGCCCCGUGGACCGUCUCAUUUCCCUUGUUGCCCCCGUGGACUGCCUAAUUGCCCCUUGUGCCUUCGUGGACUGCCUGUCUGCCCCUUGUGCCUCCUUGGUCUGUCUCCUUGCCCCUUGUGCCCCCGUGGACUGUCUGUUUUCCUCCCUGUUCUAGCCCCUCACUCCCUGGACAUUUUGUUGUUUUUGUUGUUUUUUUGUGGUUUCUUUUGGACCGUCUGGAAUCCGGUCCUUUUAGGGGGGGUUGUGUCACGAUCUCUUGUUAUCUGCCCCGUGUUUCUUGUUUUCACAUGUCACCUAGCACAUUUCUUGUCACGUUUCCUUGUUGUCUGCCCUGUGUUUCACUAGUCUUUGUCAUAAAACUACACUUCCCAGAGUUCCCUGCACUCAUCACUGCCAGCAGUCACUCAUUGUUCUCACCUGUGUCCCGUUUGAUCAUCACUCUCCCUGUGCAUUUAAACCCUGUUUGUUCCACAAUCUUUGUCGAUCGUUAAAUGUAGUUGGCACGUCUGUCGUGGUAUGUGUUUUGAUCCUGUGCCUCACCCGUGUUAAUGUUUGCUCCUGUUUAUUUCAGUUUCCCAUCGUGGAUGUUUUGAUUUUGUUCCCGUGUCUACCUGUUUUUGUAUUUUAUUUAUAAUUUCAUUAAAA
This is a messenger RNA of Xyrauchen texanus (razorback sucker), 7575 nucleotides long. RefSeq lists its product as uncharacterized. The coding region runs from base 5153 to 6331 and encodes 392 amino acids. The record is from RefSeq and is a predicted model, not a curated record. The transcript has 4 exons. Lineage: Eukaryota; Metazoa; Chordata; Actinopteri; Cypriniformes; Catostomidae.